ACGUAACAGGCGCCAUUUUGUCGAUGAGGAGGAGGAGGACGCUUUGGGCGGGAAUUCUGAAAACUGGGGCCUAAAAGAGAGCGAGAGAUGGCUCUGCAAAUGGCGGCCUCCUCUGGAAAGCGUCGGCCGCCUUUCGAGCUCAGGGGGCUCUUGCUGCCGGUGAAACAGGACGAAAGGGCCGCCGAGGAGGAAGAGGAGGAGGACGACGACGACGACGCAGAGGCCUUCGACGUGGCCUCCGAGGACUACGGCCAAGUCCUCCUCCGCCCUGCGCGAAAGACAGUUAAAAUACAAGAGGAAAGAUCCAAAAAGGAGUAUGAAGUGAUUGGACGGUUUCCCUUUGUUGGCCCUUGGUGGAAAGUGAAUGUUAAAGUUAAACAGUUUGGAUCAAAGUAUUACAUGGACGGGUAUCCAUCUUACUAUCUACAGACGGAUGCUGGGAAAAAUCAAAAGGCCAUCAUUUCACUUUUCUUUAAGAAAUGUUGUGUUCCAGAAAUAUUUCGAGAUGAAUUUUUUGAGUGGCUUCCUAAAGGGUCUCCUUUAAGCUUUAUACAUCUGGAAGAAAUAUCAGAACAGUUUAAGCUGUCAAAACUUAGGAAAGAACAAGUAUCUAAAGACACCAAAGAUUUUGACAUUUGGUAUUAUAUUAUCACCUCAUGUGCAGGAAAAGCUGUAUUCGCAGCUUUACACUUUCCAAUUGUAUUGGAAUACUUGCCCAAACUUCUGCCAUGUAAUGUUUCUGAUUGUAUUGACUGGUUCAACCACAGCGAAAUAAAAUGUGAAGAUGAUCGAUUGACAAAACUGGAUAAAAUCUUAAAGAAAGAUCCAUGGAAACUUGGAUUCAGAAUAAUCAUGCACAGAGAACUCGGUACUUACCUUGCUGAAGCAUCUUUGAAGAACUUAAGUGACUGUGGACCUCUUUAUCAGAAGAUUCCUCUUUUACAGAAAAAUGCAUUAAUACUAUAUGAGAAACUCAAGGAACGCUGUAGACAAAUGGGACAUACUUAUGAAGAACAGGAUAAGUUAACAGAUAUGGUAUCAAAGAAGAUGUCUGUGGAACAUGCCUGGCAGUCUCUUAAAUUUUUGAAGGAUGAGGAGAUAGUAAUUACUGAGAAGAAGUGUGUGUUCCUUCCCAAGCUAUACAAAGCUGAGAAGCAGAUUGCAGAUGCUGUAUAUGAGCUCAGAAAUAAACCUCCAUGGCACUUGCUUGCUGAUGUAAAAAAGGUUCUUAAUGGUGGUUCAUUUAUUAUGAACAUGAGUGACUCAGAUGAUGAGAGUGAGUUAAGUGAUGAAGAACCUUGUGAAAGGGAUUCAAAGAAACCUGACAAUACUUCACAUGUACAGGACAAUUGUAACAAUGAUUUUGAUUCUGAGGAGCAAACUCAGAGCAAGGAAUCAAAAUGUGAAGCAGAAGUAGAUCCAUAUCAAGAGAGUGCUAUUGAACUGAUCUGUUCCAAUCCAGUGACAGUUAUAAGUGGGAAAGGUGGUUGUGGAAAAACCACAAUAGUUAGCUACCUUUUUCGCUAUCUGAUGAAAAAAGAAAAAGAAGAAGUAAGAAAUGCCUGCAAAGAUUUUGAAGCUGACAUGGAUGUAUCUGAGGAAUGGCAUACUUUCAGUCAUUCUUCUAAUGUGAAUAUAAAUAAAUCUUUAAAUGUUUUAUUUACUGCACCUACAGGGAAGGCAGCUGCUCUUUUGUUCAAGAAAACCAAAAUUCCUGCUUAUACUCUUCAUCAGGUCAUGUACAGUUAUAAAGCAUGGAAGACAAAAGGGGAAAACUCACCAUGGAAAUUUUCUUCAAUCAGUGUAUUGGUUGUAGAUGAAGGAAGCUUGGUGCCUGUAGGAAUCUUAGCCAGUGUUUUAAAGUUUUUGCUUCGUGAUGCCCAACUUACAAAGCUCGUUAUUCUUGGUGAUAUUCGGCAGUUACCCAGUAUUGAGCCUGGAAACAUGUUGGCUGACAUUUUUGCAAGUUUUAGAUCAAGAGGUUGGUCUACAGAACUAAGAACUAAUCAUAGGUCUGAGUCUCAAUUAAUUGUGGAUAAUGCAACAAGAAUCUCUCAGCAGAAAUACCCAGUGUUUGAUCAAGUGCUGAAAUUUUCCAAAAGCAAUAAAAUAUGGCCAAUGCCAAGUCCUGAGAAGAAAUUUAUUCUUGUUGUUUUGCCUGCUGAAGAUGGUAGUGGCUAUUUGCAGUCAGCCAUAAUGGCUUUGCUUGAAAAAGGUCCAGGACUGGAAGAUCCCAAACAGUCACAGUUCAUUACUUUCAGAAGAAAAGACUGUGACAUCAUAAAUGAAAUCUGCUGCAAGCACUAUUCAGGACAUCCAAUGUGGGACCAUAAGAACAGACUGCAGUUCCUGUGUGGUGACAAAAUCUGUUCUACAAGGAAUGAGUAUAUCACAGAGCUUCUUGCAAGAAAGAAUAUUAUUUGCACAAUAAAUGAUCAAAACUCUGAAGAUUCUGGUCCAUGCACUUGCAAUGUGUGCUUGCGGAGAGAAGAGCGCAUCUUUGGUCAUAGAUCACGUUCUCAUGAUGAUGAUACACGGUUGUGCAAUGGGGAAAUAUUCUUCAUUACCGAGGAUAAAGAAGUUGAUGAUGUCCGUAUACUGACCAUUAGCAUUACUGAUGGACCUGAGUAUACUGUGAAGUAUCAAAGUCUCCGGAAAAAGUCUAGGAUUAAGCAUGCCUGGGCCAGGACCAUUCAUACAUUUCAGGGUUCUGAGGAAAACACAGUUGUCUAUGUAGUUGGAAAUGCUGGUCGCCAGAAUUGGCAGCAUGUGUACACAGCUGUCACCAGAGGCCGUUGCCGGGUCUAUAUUGUUGCAGAAGAAGCCAAUCUUAAAGCAGCCAUUGCUAGAGAAAAUUUCCACAGAAAGACUUGUUUGCAAAAACGUUUGAAAGAGGCACUUACAGAAAAAAUGAGUAGUUCUCAGCCAACAUCUUCACAAGAGAGGUUGCACAAUCAAGAUGCUAACACUUCAGCCUUCACUUCUGCUGCUGAAACUAGUUCCAUUCAUAAAGAGGAGUCUGUGGUUUCUGACAAGAUGGAAAUUGACAGUGGACUCAAGAUAACUGACAUGGUUGAUGCUGCAGAGCAAACUGCAGGUGAACGGAAGCGGCAAAGGGAAUUUUCACGUGAUUGUUCGAGUCCUUCAAAAGUAGCUUUGAUAACUGAAGAGAACAAAAUAUCCCCCCUUGGAACUAACUUGCUUCAGCGCAUGACACUGAAGAGUCCGACUCCCAAGAAACUUUUUUCUUCAUAACAAGUAUCUACUUUAGUUAUGGUUGUGCUGGUCUGUGACUGUAAUAACUAUCAAUCUUAACUAUCCUGUGUAUCUGCUUUAGUUAUAGAUGUUUUAUAUUUUUCUUCUUCCCUUUCUUUUCUUUUAGAGCAAGAAUUUACACUCAAUUUUUAAUUUUUUAAAACUACAAAUAAUUUUUUUAAAAUAAACAUUUAAUAUUACUUUUAUUAUAUUUAUCUCUUUCAAAUGGCAGAUAUACAAUUUAUUUUUAAAGAUGGACAUUUUCCUAGUUAUAACAGAUUUUAAAUCCUUGUUUGUUAGGAGGCCUUAAUUCAUAUAAGAAUGUGUAUUAUCUAUAUAAGAAUGUAUUAUCAAAUUAUUCAGUUUUGCCUGAAUAUAGCUUUAUGUGGCUCUCAUUUCUGGCUUUAUGCUUGUGUUUCUCUCAGAAAGAGAGGAUAAAUGGGCCUUUUUUUAAUUGUUGCUGUUGUUUAAAAACUCCUUUAUCAAAGUCUGGGCAAUUACCUGCUCAAAUGUUGUGUGCUGCUACUUGAAAGAGCUGUCCACCACUGGGUUUUGUAGGGAUGUUUUGAAGGUGCUACCAGAGCUCCUUCUGGUGAAAGUCAGUAACAGGAUCCAUAAAACUUUCCUUCAUUGUAUGUUUUUCAGACUCAGUCCUUCAGUACAGUGCACCCGCAUCAUACGCGGGCGCACUAUUCCCGCACCCCAGAAGGAACAUUUAAUGGGACUUGAAUUUACAUGGUAUUUCCCUUACGUGGCGGGGUCCGGAAUGGGUCCUCCGCAGAAGGAAAGGGCCAACUGUAUAUGUUUUGCUAUAAUGAUAACAAAAUUGGUUCAAUGCCUGGACAUAGUCCAGGAAAGCCUUUUGAUGUUUGGCUCUGCUUCUGAAAGGGAAAAUGAUAGGUCAUAGCAG
Molecule: messenger RNA, 4165 nt
Organism: Sceloporus undulatus (fence lizard)
Lineage: Eukaryota; Metazoa; Chordata; Lepidosauria; Squamata; Phrynosomatidae
Gene: HELB
Product: DNA helicase B
Exons: 13
Coding region: 88-3255 (1055 amino acids)
Source: RefSeq, a predicted model, not a curated record